Molecule: messenger RNA, 1269 nt
Organism: Closterium sp. Yama58-4
Lineage: Eukaryota; Viridiplantae; Streptophyta; Zygnematophyceae; Desmidiales; Closteriaceae
Source: the annotation of a GenBank genome assembly
AUGCAGUCAGAACUGGAGGCGCUGCAGUCGAUAACGCAAGGGGAGGGAGCGGUUGAGCAAGCAAUGCAAGAGCAAGGAGCACAGGAGGAUUACGCUUCACAGGGAUUUUAUGCCGAGCCAGGAGCAGCAGAGCAGGCCUCCGCAGAACAAGGGCUGGCACAGGAAGGGGGUGCAGCUACAGGAGAGGAGGCGAUAGAAACCGGUCUGCAUGAGGAGGAAAGCAGCAGUCUGGCCAUCCAGCCCUCUGAGCGCAAGGAGGACGUGGUGUUGCAUCAACUACAGCUUAAGGUUGGAGUCUACAGCGUGCCCCACCCUGCCCGAGCGUCAAGGGGGGGUGACGACGCAUAUCUGGUGGAAGGCAACUGGCUAGGUGUGGCAGAUGGCAUUGGCACGUGGACAGACCAAGGAAUCAACGCGGGGCUGUAUUCCCGAGAGAUGAUGUGGAACUGUGUGAACGUGAUUCGGUCGCGGCAGGAGGGAGCAGACAGCGACGAGGACGCCGACAGCGACGACGAAUUCGCCGACCAUCUGGAGGGCGGCAGAUCUGAUUCUGAGCUAGAUUCCGACCACAACGACUCGGCCGGCGUCGGACGGGGGGCGGCGGCGGGCGGCAGCCUGGACGGCAUGGGCGGCGGUGCGGGCGGCAGGAGGGGGAGGGCGGGCGCGGGAGGGGGGGUGGUGAGCGGAGUGGGGGCGGGGGGGGAUGAUUAUGACUAUGGGUAUUAUGAUGAUGAGGAGGAUUUAGACCCGAUGGAUCCCAAGGGGGUGAUAGAGGAGAGCCACAGCCGCACUGAUCUACGCGGGUCCUGCACCAUCACCCUCGCUGUGCUGGAUAAAGAUCGCCUGCGAGUGGCAAGCAUAGGCAGUUGCGGCUUCGUGCUGCUGAGGAGGGGCGAGCUGGUGAUUCGUUCAGAGCGCAUGGAGCACUCUUUUGGCAACCCUUUCCAAAUCGGGCAUGAGGCAGGGGACGGCCCGGACUGUGCCAAGGACUACACCAUCCCCGUGCAAGCAGGCGACGCCAUUCUCCUAGCCACCAACGGGCUGUUUGACAACCUCUUCCUCGACACCAUCGUGCGCGUGCUGUGUGCUGCGCUGGGAGAAGGCAAGAGACCCGAGUCCGUGGCUCGCAAGCUCGUCUCAAUGGCACAUAAAGCAGGCGAGAGCACAACAGAGCCCACACCGUAUGCCAUAGCAGCCAAGGCAGCAGGGGUGCACCACGAGGGGGGGAGGCGGGACGAUGUGACUGUGAUUGUGGCGUAUGUGCAAUAA